UUUGUACUUCUCAUCACACUAUCCUAAAAACCCCAAUGGACUUUGGGCCUUGUUCUAGAGCAGGGAGGAAAUUGUUUCCUCCAGUUGUUGACAAAAUGCUACCUUCCUUAUCCCUAGAUAAUAUAAUGGAAAUCAUCAUCAAAGAUAAUAUGUAACUCUACCAGUUGCUGCUAUGUAUUCUUAAUUCAGGAAUGAAAAUGAUGGGAAAAAUGGGCUGAAAUAUGCCUUAUAAUAUUUUUAUCUCCUUGUUUCUCUGCCACAUUGCAUUAUUUAUCAAACAUAUAUGCCAUCCAUACCAGAAUGAAGAAAAGCUGCUAGAAAGCUUGAAAACUACUGAAAGACAAAACCUUGAUAAAAAAGAUUGUUGCCUUAUGUUCCAUUAAAGAUGUUUGAUUAAUGUCAGUCUAGUGUCACAAGAUUAAAUUGAAUGCUUCUUUUGUAAAACUUAAUUAAAUGGCAAUGCUGUGUUUUAACUUUUUUAAAAAAAAUAAAAUUUUCUUCAUAUGGGAUCCUUUUCUGAAUAUCUAAUCAUCCUAUAACGAGGAGGACUUUGGGGUUUGUUAUGUAAAUUGAAAUCAGCUCGUGGUCAGUAUUCUAAUAAAAUUUAUCUCUGUGUAAAAUUAUAAAGCUAGGUGCCAGUGUAUACAUUAGCCAGAAAUAUGAUCUUUCAUUCUCCAUCUUCUACUGAUUGCCCUCCCAAUUUUCCCCAUCCCACAGUUUACUUUUCUGAAGCUGUCAAGCCUGGCUUUAUCAGACUUAUUACAAUAACACUCAAUGACCUUUCCCUGCUAGUUAGGAAAGUCUGAAAUGGUAUGAAUAACCCCGAGAACUGACUGAAAAACAAAUGAAGUAGAAUGGAGAAGAGGAAAAGGAAUGUCCCAGAGGAGGGAAAGUUAAGCAAGUUAACCAUAAAACUCUCUAAAAUCCUGCCAAGAAGAAAGGAGCUUGAAAUUAUGGUGCACCUUCUCUCUUACCUGUGGUUAUUUCUAUUCUCCUUGUAUGUGUGUUUUGGCGGCUGUGAUGUCAAGAGAAAGAGGCGUGGCAACUUUGGAGGCAGGUAGAUAAAGGAUUCAAACUAAACAGGAUUCCCCAGUUCUGAGAGUGGAGCAACAGCGGAAACACAAGUCAGACAGGAGAGAAAAACAACAAUGGGGGCAGUUUGCUACCUAAUUGAUGUUUUUAGCACUCUGUUGCCCAGCUGUUGCACAUGCUAGCUCAAUGGGGAAAAGCUGCUUUUGGGAGUGAAGACCCCAGCAUGCUAUUCAUUCUGUUGGAAAAUCACAUACACAGAUAAUGACAUGGAUCUUGGAACUUCCCAAAAAACCCUUAACAGGAUGUUGGGCAACUCUUAUGAGGCUGACCUGCCAUCUGAUCAUAGUGCAACCCUUUGCAACGGUGAGCAGAGCAACUUUCUGACCCACACUGAUGUGAUCAAGCGUUCUCAACCUCUGUUCAUCGAAGCAAAUAGAAAAAUGAAGGAGGAAAAAUCUCAUACCUUAUCUUUGCCUUCUAUCCCAAACCCUUUUCCGGAACUCUGUAGUCCCUCAAACUCACCUAUCCUCACCAGCUCCACACUGGGGCCAGGAUCACAGCAUGAAGGUGGCUCUCAUGUAGUAAAAGUUUACAGUGAAGAUCGCACUUGCUGUUCUUUGGAAGUCACAGCAGGGACCACAGCCCGUCAUGUUUGUGAGAUGCUGGUGCAGAAAACCCAUUCUUUGCAUGAUGACUGCUGGUCUCUGGUAGAGGUCUAUCAUCACUUAUCCCUGGAGCGGAUCUUAGAAGACCAUGAGUCCGUGGUAGAGGUUCAGGCCACAUGGCCUGUGGGUGGUGACAGUCGGUUUGUCUUCCGGAAGAAUUAUGCUAAAUAUGAGCUGUUCAAGAGCUCACCACAAUCAAUAUUUCCCGAAGUUAUGGUUUCCAGAUGUCAGGAUGCAGCUAAUAAAGGCAUGUCCCACCUAGAACUCAUACAGAAUGUUCUAAAUUCAGGAAGCUGCCCUGAAAUCCAAGGAUUCCUGCAUCUGAAGGAAGUUGGGCGCAAAGCCUGGAAAAGAUUUUACUUUUCUCUGCGCCGUUCUGGGCUCUAUUACUCAACGAAAGGCAUGUCAAAAGACCCCCGGCAUUUACAGUAUUGUGUUGACAUAAAUGAAUCAGUCAUCUAUUAUAUAACCCAAGGCAAAAAACAAUAUAAUACACCCACCGAGUAUGGCUUUUGUAUCAAGCCACAUAAGGCACGUAGUGGACUCAAAGGACUGAAGCUCUUUUGCUGUGAAGAUGAACAAAGUCGCACAUGCUGGAUGGCUGCCUUUCGUCUCUUUAAGUAUGGUGUACAGCUCUAUAGAAACUACCAGCAAUGUCAGACACGCCAAAAGGAACCAUCUUGGUUUGGCACUGUGCCCCUGCGGAGCGUGUCUGAUAAUACACUCGUGGCCAUGGACUUUUCGGGUUGUACAGGGCGCGUGAUUGAAAACCCCAAUGAAGCACUGACUGUAGCUCUGGAGGAAGCUCGGGCAUGGAGGAAGAAGACAUCACAGCGAUACAGCUUGCCCACUGCAUUCCAGAGUUGUCCAUUCAGUGCUGCCAUCCACAAAACUCAACCCUGGUUCCAUGGUCAUAUUUCUAGAGAAGAUACCCAGCGCCUUAUAGUUCAACAAGGACUUGUGGAUGGGUUAUUCCUGGUGCGUGAAAGCCAGCGGAAUCCCAAAGGCUUUGUCUUGUCCCUUAGUCAUACGCAAAAAGUGAAGCACUAUCUGAUACUUCCGUGUGAAGAAGAAGGACGCCUGUACUAUACUAUGGAUGAUGGCCAGACACGUUUUGCUGACUUGAUUCAACUAGUGGAAUUUCACCAAAUCAACCGUGGCAUCCUGCCUUGCAAGCUGAAGCACUAUUGCACAUGUGUUGCCUUAUGAUAAACCGUCAUCCAUUGGCCAUUCCUGGGCCCCGAAUUACCAUUGGCUAAGGCUUAUAUGUAGGUCCUUUUGAAAUGGAUACAUCAGGACCUACUUCAGACUUUCAACCUCUCUGUCACCUUGCCUUCAGCCACUUCUAUAAGAAACAAAGAACAGUAUUUGAACCUUCCCAUAAGGCUACUGAUCAGUAAGCCUUCAGUUGUUUUUUUUUUCUCUCCAGAAUCAAAGAAGGAUUUCAGGUCACAGUAUAGUAGUUUAGUUUGGAAACAGUCACAACGUUGUUGGCUGGUGCCUUUUUUUUCAUAUGACAUUUUUUUACCUCUUGAGUGCCCUUCUGUAUGUUUUAAUACAGACUUUGCUUUUUCACCAUGUUACAGAAAUUUUGCUACAUUGAUCAUUUAAUCUUUCUAAUGUGAUUGCCAAUUUCCAAUUGUCUGGAUGGUGUAUGCCAGACUUAUGCAUUGUUUCAAAAUCCUAACUGACUAGAAAAAAUAGUAAGAGGUAGGAACUGAUUCGUAUUGCAGAUAAUUUUUUUCUUAUUAGCUCUCUUAAGAACUAUUGUCUGGUUCUACCCAAGAUUCUAUGGGUGCUGUCACCUUUGUUAGAAAAGGAGUUCUUUUGUUGUUCAAUCUCUUCCCUAGCAUCAGUUUAUGAAAGUAAAUGCAAUCUGUUCAAGGAAUGGGCUACAAUGUUAUGAGGAUCUGAUAAGAAUCUUUGGGACUGUCCUGAAAGAAUCCACAGCAGGAAGGCUCACAUUAAGUCUAAAGACUACCCUGAAAUUUCUUGUGACUCUGUCAGAUCUGAGAACAAUGGGCUGCCUGGUAGGCAGAAUUGCCUUGGGCUCUUGAGAAUCUCAAAGCCCAUGAAUGCUUCUAAUUGUGAAUCCUACAGCAAGAAAGAUUGAAAUGUUUUUGGUUAAGUUUAGUUAAUGUGACAGGUGAGACAUUGAGGUUUGAAGAAUUGUAUUUUUUUCCCCUCCUUGUGUUAAGGGCUUAAAAUAUUGUGGGAACGAGAAGGGAAGAUUCAAGAAGGCUGUGACACUUUUAUUUCUGCUACUUUUUGAGGCCAGUAUAUAUUGUGAUGUUUUGUUGUUUGUAUGUGUAAAUGCUGGUAAUAAAUCUUAUUUUUUAUGAUA
Thamnophis elegans (Western terrestrial garter snake) is the source of this 4041-nucleotide messenger RNA. RefSeq names its product growth factor receptor bound protein 7 (gene GRB7). Gene Ontology annotation, biological process: signal transduction. Bases 1299 to 2906 code for a protein of 535 amino acids. NCBI's taxonomy places the organism in Eukaryota, Metazoa, Chordata, Lepidosauria, Squamata, Natricidae. The transcript is spliced from 17 exons. The record is from RefSeq and is a predicted model, not a curated record.